CUGACGUAAAGCAGAGCGGAGUGCUGCUCAGCCGCAGAUCCGCGCGUGUCUCAGCGACGACCGCUUGUGGAUUGUACCUGUAGCAAACUACAUUUCUUGUUUCAAUGCAUUUCUCUCAGGAAUUUAGUAAUGUGGAGACUCCUGUCGUGGAUUCUUUUGACAUCCAGUUUGCACCAGGCCAGUUUCCACAACUCCACAGACUCUCCUCCUAUGACCACAGAAUUGGACCCUUAUAACCGAAAUCGAUACUGUAAAUGGCCCUGUAAGUGUCCCAAGAGCGCCCUUGUUUGCCCACAUGGGGUCAGUCUGUUAACGGAUGGAUGUGACUGCUGCAAGGCUUGUGCCAAGCAGGCAGGAGAGACCUGUAAUGAGAGAGAUAUCUGUGACUAUCAUAAAGGACUUUACUGUGACUACAGCGCUGACAAGCCGAGGUACGAAAAAGGAGUGUGCGCAUAUGUUAUGGGCACAGGCUGCGAGUAUAAUGGCGUGAUUUACCGUAAUGGCCAAAGCUUCCAGCCCAAUUGUAAAUACCGCUGUCUGUGUGUAAAUGGGGCAAUUGGAUGUGUGCCUCUGUGCACUGAUUCGUUGCCACCACGAGUUUGGUGUCAGUCUCCCAAACGAGUAAAGAUCCCAGGCCAAUGCUGCGAAAAAUGGAUCUGCGAAGAGUCUCGUAAACCACGAAAGACCAACCCCAGACAUGCCCCCGCUGAAGUCUCCGCUAAUGAUAUUUGGCAUAACAACUGCAUUGCCCAGACGACCCCAUGGAGUCCCUGCUCAAAGACCUGUGGACGGGGCAUUUCGCUGCGCAUCUCUAAUGAAAAUGCUGGCUGUGUGAUGGAGAAAGAGUCUCGACUGUGUAACCUCCGACCCUGUGAGGUGGACAUCACCAAGCACUUCAGACCGGGUAAAAAAUGCCUGAAUAUCUAUCGUGAGCCAGAGUUUCAGAACUUCACCAUCUCAGGCUGUGUCAGCAAGAAGCCUUAUUGGCCCAAAUACUGUGGUGUCUGUACUGAUGAGCGCUGCUGCAUCCCUUACAAGUCCAAGACCAUCGAGGUGGAGUUUGAGUGUCCAGAUGGAGCACUUCUCACCUGGAAAUACAUGUGGAUCAACGCCUGCUUCUGCAACCUCUCCUGCAGGAAUCCAAACGAUAUCUUUGCAGAUCUGGAGCAGUACUAUGAGUUUAAUGAGAUUGUUAACUAGUUUACAAAGAGCCAAGUGCUAUAUCUUUAUACGGGAUCCUUCUGCUCACAUUUGGAGUCCAUGAAAAGCAUCAGUGACACUAAUAGGGAUACUCUAGUUGAUGGUACGGAAAAAGGAUUAUUCAAUGUUGAUUAGAAAUCAUUUCAGAUGAUUUAUGAAUAAACAUCAGCACAGUUACUCAUAUUGAGAAAACUUGUAAGGGAACGUUUGUAUGAUAAAAGAGGUUUCGAAUGCAUGCAUAAGAGAAGACUAAUGUUAAGUUUGAGAAGUAUUGAAUUUAAGAUGUUUUGUAGACUUCCUGCUACAGACGUGCCAAGUCCCAAAGAAUUUGUUUGUUUUUACAAAUGUAUGUUGUGUUCAACGAUAAAAGGAAUUCUCCUUAAAGGAAUAUAAAUCAUGCAUUCUAAAAAUAUAUAUAUAAUUUAGUUCAAA
Danio rerio (zebrafish) is the source of this 1632-nucleotide messenger RNA. RefSeq names its product cellular communication network factor 4b (gene ccn4b). Gene Ontology annotation, cellular component: extracellular region. Lineage: Eukaryota; Metazoa; Chordata; Actinopteri; Cypriniformes; Danionidae. Gene Ontology annotation, biological process: regulation of multicellular organismal process; regulation of cell differentiation; signal transduction. The record is from RefSeq and is marked provisional.